GAUAUUUUUCGCUCAGUAUAACACCCACAGCCUUAAGAGGCUAACCAGUUUACUGGGCUAUUAGCCAUGUUGAGAUGGCACUGAGGGGGCAGGAGCAGAGGCAGGCCGCAGAAGGGCUAUCAGGGCCAUGGCUGAAUGUUUGGUUUCUCUGCUUUGCGCUGCCUCUGGUGGCCUCAAACCCUUCACUUGAACCAGAGGCCAAAUCCGACAGCUUCGGGAGACAUUUCCUGGGUUUGGAUAAAUGCAAUGCCUGUGUGGGCACCUCCAUAUGCAAGAAGUUUUUAAAAGAGCAGAUAAGAUUUGAAAGGUGGCUGUCCUCUCAGCAUAAUCUACCCUCAGCCAACAGUACAUUCUAUGAAGGGAACUACACAGAUGACUCGGAGAGCUGGAGGCCUGUGGUGCUGUCCCGCCUGGUGUCCCCCCACCUGCAUGACUUGGCUGACAAAAGUAUUUGCAAGUCAGCAGGCAAAAGGAAAUCCUGUAGCAUUGAGGCUGUUCUGAGAGCUACACAGCGCUUCCAGAACUGGACACAGUCCAAUCUGCUGCUGCCCAGCAUGGUGCAGGGUCUGACCCCUCCAAUGCUGCGCUGUCCAUCUCAGAGGCUGCUGGACCGAAUCGUGCGCCGCUAUUUUGAGGUGGUCGAUGUGGGCAGUGUGCAGAUGAAGCACUUCACCACUAAGGACAGACUCCGCCUUCUCUACACCCUGGCUGUCAAUCAGCAGCCUCUUAUAUUACAGAUGUUUCCAGGCAUGGAGGGCUGGCCAUUCCCCCGCUAUCACGGCUCUUGUGGCAGGCUGAUGGUGUGGGCAGGCUCCAGGCCUUUGAAGAAGCUAUACUCAUCCCCGCUGGCACAGCGGGCGGACGCAGCCUACCAACUCCUCCACAUCACCCAGAGCCUGGCCUCCAACAGCCUCCGCUUCAACCUCUACUACACCACGGCUUCAGAAGACAUGUUCGGCACCGUGGAGGAUGGCAGGCUUCUCAUCAUGGAUGCCAGCACCAUCGGAAUCAUCGACUUGCAGGAGGUUUGUGUAUUUUCCUGUAAGGUGGUGCUGAGCCAGCCGAAACAGUCAGAACAGAGAUGGAGCAGCGCCCCCUCCAGUCCAGCGGGGUCGAUUCUCCGUACUUGGCAGGGUUGCAUAGACAAACAGCUUGGAGCCAGCAGCCUUUGUGGGAUUUGCUACAGAAACCAGUGGUGUGGAACUGGGUCACUUUUCCUGAAUAUCAGAAAGGGUUAUGUUGCGUUCCAGAGGGUGAUCCUCAGAACUGUUAAUGUUAAUGUCAAGACGUGGAGGAUGGCAGAGGUGAGGCCUGUCAAGACAAGAGCAAGGGAACAAACAGAACACAUUACUUAAGAGCAGAAUGAGUCACCUCAUCAUAAAAGGCAGGACAGGCCUGGCAGAAUAUUUGAAUGACUGAAAAAGCUGAAGGCUGACUCACCAGCGUGAACUGGUCGUAGACGUGCGUGAGGUCCUCAAUCUUAUACUGCUCCAAAACAACAAAGUUGUCGAGGUUAGGGCUGCCUCGGCGUGCGCAGUCUUGACAGUGCACCACAUACGUCUUCCUCGAAUUGCUCUCACUGGUGACAAACAGUAGGUUAAAAACCUCAACCUGCAGAUGGAACGAUAAAACAGAAAUGAAGCAAAACCAAGCAGAACAACAAGGCUUCACGUACAGUUGUAGGCAAAUGUUUGGGGCAAAUAAUUUUUUACUUAGAAAAUCAAAACAAAAAUUAAGUUAACAUCCUCUACAAAAUGCAUUUCUGCACAUUGUUAUAUUCAGCAAAUAUACAGUAAUUGUAUAAAGUUAAAAAACAAAAAGAAAACUGAAAAUGUGAAGUGUACACACAUUUUAUACACAUUUCCUACCCCUCCACAAUGUUACAUUUUUCAAUAUAAAUAUAAACCAUACACUAGAAAUGGUGCACAGAAAAAUGCCGUAUUUAAGUGUAUUCCUUGUAGAGGAUGUGUCUGCUUUCGAAAAUCUACAAAUCAUGUACCCUGACCGGGGAUGAUCAAGACGGCAAUGUUUAAAAUCAAAUUAAGUACUUUUCAAUAACGUUUUGAGAAUUCUCCAUAGCAAAGAUAACACUAUUUCCACAGCACAACAAAGAACACACUCAAAUACUUCAGGCGUUAAUGUCUAUUUUAUUCAAACCAACUGGCUUAAAAACAGAUUUUCCACUUUGAUGUUACACAAUUUUUACAGAGCCUUUCCAAUUUAUUUAACUGCUGUGCCGAACUGCCCCAAAGGAUUUGAACUGGAUUAGGUUUAUUUUAGUGUGAUCCAUUAAAAUAUGCUGGGAAUGGACGUCCCUAAAUUUAGUACCUCUGAAAGUUAAAAAAAAGACUAAGACUUGAAUUUAAGGCUCUAUUUUAAGGCUUUAUAAGACUUUUAAAGGAUCUUGUAUGUAUAUCAAGUAUUUUACAAUAGCUUUGAAUGUGGCUCAGUCAAUUAGAAUUUGAACAAAGGGAGGACAAUGUGGCCAAAUAAAUAAAUUAAUAAAAAUAAUUAAAAACGAAUAAUUAUGAUAGGCAAUAUGCGUCAUAUUUAGUUUCUCAGGUUUGAUCAUUCAGAAGAGGAAAAAGCACCAGUAGUGCCACAUUUUAAAAAUACUAUUAAAAACAAUGAUUUUUAUUUAAUGUGUAUAAUUUUUAUAGCUUUUUCUUAGUUUCACAUAGUGCACUGAAGUAAUUAAGUCAUAUCAAGCAAGUCUAAUUAUGCGGUCUUUUCAGCUGAUUAGUGUUUUAGUACUGACUAUUUAUGAUAUGCUCAGAAAAGUACAAGUGACAUGAUUUAUGAUAAUAUAGUUAUACUGACAAUCCCUAAAUAGCAAUAAUGGUUUUAAGACUUUACACAAGCACAGUUCUCUAGACUACGGUUUGAGACCUGCAUCAUACCUCACAAAUGCUACAGUAAUGUGCUGGCUCGUCCUUGGUCCUCCCAUGCCACACCAGCUCCUUCCCCGCAGCUAUCAGAGCCUCCCUCAGCAUCUGACAUUGCUUCAGAGUCCUCAACAAGCUGUACCUAUGACCACAAAGCAACACAUGAAAACAGUUAGAGCACCCUUUACAAGCGGCUUAUUUUUAGCACUUUCUACAGUCUGGUAGGUUGAGCAUCAUAUAAAGUCUUCAAAGACUUUUUCAUGAAGUAAAUAUUUUUAUACACUUUAAACGCUUCAUAUAUACUUUAUUAUUUCACUACAAAACAAAAAAGGAAUGACUCCGAGAUGCUAAUCAUGGGUGUGAUGCAAAGGAUAUGUUAUGGCCCUCUGCCAGGCUGACUCACUUGAUCAUCUCAAAGAGCUUGUGGUCUGACACUUUGAUGUUUCGGGCCAGGUUCCAGGAGAGGUGAAUCAUGGGAACGAUGGAUUUGACACUUUGGAGUUUGUUCCACUCAUAGCGCUCCACUGCCAACUUAUACUGAUGGGCUGAGGUGAGAAGGAGGGUAUGACGUUUUAAAGACCAAAAGCAUAAAUGAAUCAAUAUGACUGAUGUCCACCUAUGUGAUUUUAUGGCUCCUUUAAUGUUAAUGGUAAAACUUAUACCAAAAGUAAGCUUGUCUGGGGCUUUGCACAUUUCUUUUUAUUACACACAAAGUUCACCAGUGUCAAAUAAAUCAAAAUGUAUGCUUAAAUAGUUA
Pygocentrus nattereri (red-bellied piranha) is the source of this 3642-nucleotide messenger RNA. RefSeq names its product divergent protein kinase domain 2B (gene dipk2b). Lineage: Eukaryota; Metazoa; Chordata; Actinopteri; Characiformes; Serrasalmidae. The coding region runs from base 75 to 1355 and encodes 426 amino acids. The transcript is spliced from 5 exons. The record is from RefSeq and is a predicted model, not a curated record.